This is a messenger RNA of Zychaea mexicana, 1273 nucleotides long. RefSeq lists its product as uncharacterized. The record is from RefSeq and is a predicted model, not a curated record. The transcript has a single exon. NCBI's taxonomy places the organism in Eukaryota, Fungi, Mucoromycota, Mucoromycetes, Mucorales, Lichtheimiaceae. Bases 126 to 974 code for a protein of 282 amino acids.
UCUUUUUCUGGUCUUUCUCUUUCACCUAUAAAACGAAACAACUUCACUCUUUCUUUCUCUGGCACUGCCAAACUCCCUUAUAAAUACUCCCUCUUUUUUUUUCCAUUACAGACAAAUUCAAAACAAUGAUUCCGAUCGUAGCUGUCAUUAUCACAGCUAUACUUGUACUCAUUCCCUCUGCGCCUCUAUUCAUCUAUAUACUUGGUUGCCUUUUACCAAAAGACCAUGUUGUUUCGCGCACCAAAGCAUACAAAAACAUCACAGCUGAACGGUUAUGGCAGAUUCUGACGGAUGUUGAAGCGUAUCCAUCAUGGCAGCCCACUUUGGAGCGCGUGGACUUUGACAAAAAAGAAACGGACCAAGGACGACAACUCGUCUAUACAGAGCACACCAAACGCAACAAACGUAUCACGACUACGAUUAUUGUCAGCAACAACAGCGGUAACCAAUCAACGACAGCAGCAACAGCUUCUGAACAGCGUCAGAUACUUUCGCGUGUCAUUGAAGAAGAUUCACGACAACGGCAAGAUAAACCGACGUUUGUAGGCACUUGGACGUUCCAGAUAAACAGCACGACGGAUGGUGAGGUGAUUCUCGAAAUCGUGGAGGAAGGAUCGAUUCCAAGGCCCAUGGUGCGCCUUUUGCAUCUGGUUUUGCUGGGAUUCCAUCGACGACUGGACCGUUUCUUGAAGGAUUUGGGACGGAGCAUUCAAGAGGAUGGCAAUAAUGGCGUUACAACGAAGAAGCAAAAACCUGAGAGACUUUUACCAUCCGAGCAGCAAACAGCAGACGCCAACGAGAACAAAGCGGUAUCAACGGGCGAUAAUACUGACGACGAGUCAUCACAUGUAACAGACAAGAGUACCACAGGUGUAACCAUGGACUGCGUCACAAAGGCUACUAGCAUGAUGGUUCAAGAUGAUUGGGAUUUCAUGAGCGAAAUCUAUGAAAAGCCUGCUACGGCUUCUGCUUGAAGAAUGACUCUUCUCUGUCUCUGCUCACCCACAUCCUCAUUUGUCGCCAACAUUGAUCGAUUGUUCCACACUUUGCAAAUACUUCUUCCUCAGAGCUACUACUAUGACUGCUACAACAAUUCACGAUACCCCCUUUUUCAUCUAACCCACAACUCCUCCAUCUUCAUCUCUUCUAAAUCACUCCAGGUACACACAUACUGCACUUAUAAGCGCUCUUCAUGUUGAUACAUCUCGCACUUUAUCCCCCGAGACUUGUUUAAUUAGCCUCAAGCAUUCAGUAAAAAAGACUAAGACAAAGA